UGACAAUGGCUCCAUUCCUUCAGCAGGAUGUACACAGAGAUGCAACUUUCUACAGCAUCUGCUGCUCUGGGUUCCAUUGAAACAGGAUGAGAGAAAGUGGCAGGUAAUGGACUGAAGUGAGGAGACUGAGGGGAAACUGUAGAGAAUAAUGGUUAGGAGUACAUGUGCUGGGUUCUCUCAUUAAGGAAAUAUUCAUGAGUCAACUAUCCAGAAUCAUAGUUAUUAUUCAAGCAGUGUGGGUUUAAAAGGAGAUCUGAUGCCAUGGCAAACCUCACUGACUUAGACUGUUCUUCAAGUUAAACAGCAGGAUGAUGUCUGAAGUGACUGAAACACAUAUGGCUUCAGUGUGUCGAGAAGACCUGAAAGAUCCCACAUGGAAGUGAAAUUCAUUAUUGGCAAGCACGGUGACAGGAGACCCCAGAGGGCUGAGCUGCAAAGAAUUUGCAGAGCCGUAUGGCUAACUCCAUGGCCUAGUUUGAUCUUGAAGUUAUUGUCUUGGAUAAUCCUCUCAAAUCUGUUCCUGCACUUAAGAGUCACUCAUCACAUGAGGGAGCUCCCUCUCAGGUUCCUUUACGUCGCCCUGUCAGAAAUGACUUUCAGGGAACAGACAUCACAUCAAAUCAUCCAACAGAUGUCCCUUUCAAAUAAGUUGGAGCAGAACCAACUAUAUGGAGAAGUCAUAAACAAGGAAACAGACAACCCAGUGAUUUUCAGCGGAUUGGCACUGCUCUUAUGACAGAAACCUCAAGUUUCUGGGUGGAAGAACAUGAGUUCAACAGAGGGCGUGUGCACUAUGCUGGCUGACUCUUGCGCUCCUGAGGCUCAUGCUGCUGACAGGGGAUAGAGGGGACACUUUGGAGUCCAAAUCCUGCAUCAUCUCAAUGAAGUGCUAUUCAACAUCAUGGCUCUAAGAAGUAACCCAUUUUAA
This is a messenger RNA of Mandrillus leucophaeus (drill), 928 nucleotides long. Its product is annotated as chromosome unknown open reading frame, human C15orf54. The record is from RefSeq and is a predicted model, not a curated record. NCBI's taxonomy places the organism in Eukaryota, Metazoa, Chordata, Mammalia, Primates, Cercopithecidae.